This is a messenger RNA of Striga hermonthica, 906 nucleotides long. The record is from the annotation of a GenBank genome assembly. Lineage: Eukaryota; Viridiplantae; Streptophyta; Magnoliopsida; Lamiales; Orobanchaceae.
AUGAUUAAUACUCUUAUUUGGAACAUACGGGGCAUCGGUAAUAGCCUCGCCAAAAAGAUGACCAAAACUCUCAUUAAAGACCACAAACUUAACCUUCUCGCCCUCAUCGAACCAAAGAUUUCCCUCGACCCAAAAUACUUAUGUAGAUUGUUUAACUUCCAACAAGUCGUCCAAAACGCCAGUAAUCACAUUUGGCUCUUAUGUGACCAUAAUUGCCAAAUUCAAAUUCUUCCCUCUUCCCGUCAACUUCUUCACGUUAAAGUUUCUUCACCUCUCUCUCCCACUCCAUUCUUGCUUUUCAUCGUCUAUGAAGAACACUCCCAUCUCCCUCGCCAAGAUCUUUGGGCUGACCUUCUCGAUGUCGCUGACAAUUCUCUUCCUUGGAUGGUCGGAGGCGAUUUCAACAUCGUGCUUCACCUGCACGAAAAGAAAGGUGGAGCCCUACCAAUUCAAUCAGAAUUGGAGGAUUUCCAGGACGCACUCCUAGACUGCCAUCUCUCGGAUGGUGGCUACUCGGGACCUCCUUUCACCUGGUAUAGAAACUCUAUCUGGCAUAGAAUUGACCGGAUUCUUUUCUCCCCUUCAUGGUUCCCCUUUUUCCCUUCCUCCUAUGUCACGCACCUCGCUCGUCACCAUUCCGAUCAUAACGUUCUUCUCUGUAAAUUUAGCCCUCUUUUUGUCAAACCUAAAUCCUCCUUCCAUUUUCAAAAUAUGUGGAGUCGGCAUCACCUUUUUAUCCAAGUAGUCAAAGACUCUUGGUUCAUCCCAUCACCUUCUUUCGGCCUUAACAAGCUUCUUCAUAAGCUUGGCAGGCUUAAGUGUGCUCUCCAAUCUUGGAACAGGACCACCUUCGGGAACAUUUUUGCCUGCUUCGCCCAAGCCCAGUCUGAAGCCUCCGAAGCCUAG